Rattus norvegicus (Norway rat) is the source of this 7616-nucleotide messenger RNA. NCBI's taxonomy places the organism in Eukaryota, Metazoa, Chordata, Mammalia, Rodentia, Muridae. The record is from RefSeq and is a predicted model, not a curated record.
GCUCUGCCACUGAACCACACUCUCAGUUCCAUGAAGAACACUCACGUGUCAUGGAUAACUUUGACUAAUCCAAAUGUUUGCUGCUGAGAUUUGUUUCUUUUGGCCACUGAAAUGUGUGGUUUUUCUGUAGGUUGGUCAGAGAAGGAUCUCGAAGAUAUCUUGGGAGGCGGGGGAUACAAACCUGAGAAGGAUAAAGGUGGAGCUCUGCAUCAGGAGAAUUGGUUUUUUUUCAAUAUGGAUACAACUAAGGAGGAAGAUGUAGGAGAAGAAAAUCGAACCGUGGUUUGCCAAGGUGCUGCGGUUAUCCGAAGAGGGUGGAAAAGAAAGAAACGAUAUCUGACCUUGUUCAAUGACAUUUUGGUGGUAUCCAGUAAACUAUCCAUUUGUGAAGCCAAAAAACACAACAUAAUGGGACUUCCCAUGCAGAUAUUCACUGAGGACAUUGCAUGCUGUGACACUAACAUUGAAGAUUACCAACUGUGGUUCUAUCCUGGCCCUGGGAAAGCUCCAAGAGUACUCCAAGAAUUCAUCUUGAAGCCCAGAAACUCAGCAAGAAGCCAGCAGCAAAAAAAUAUGAAGGAAAAAACUUUUAAGAAACAGAGAACUUCUAUGACGUCGCAGUUGGACAGGGGCUCUGUGCCCCACUAGGACCAAGUAUGCACCACCCCACCAGUUAAAAAGGGAAGAAAACUGUUUGGAAGAGAACUCAGUUCCAUUUGUCAGGAUGGCAUCCUGCCUGGAGCAAUUCUGGACAUGCUGUACCUACUAAAAAAGAAAGGGCCCACAACCACGGGUGUCUUUUUAGAACCUCCGAGUAUAACUUUGUGCCAAACAGUAAAGGACAAAUUGGAUUCGGAAGAGGAGGACUUCCUCCAAAACAUCCAGGGAAGUCUAAUGACUUCAAAACUAUAUGAUGAGUGGAUUGGUGUACCCGACAAGGUCAAUGAUGAAGAGAAAUUAGCCGCAGUGCAGAGUCUUUUAGAUAAAAUGCCACCUGAAAAUGCGGCUCUUCUGAGGCAACUUUUUUUUAUAUUAUAUGAAAUUAAAAAUAACUCUCCUUCUAAUGAAAUGUCUUCUUACCACCUAUCUGUUGGGUUAGCCCCAUGUCUCUUAUUCAUGCCCAGCUCCUGCAAUAAUGGAGUGACUGAUAUUGGCAAAAAGAUUUCUCUAGUAGAAUUUAUGAUCGAAAAUUCUCCAAAAGUUUUUGGAGAGGACUUGGCUGCAGUGUGGCUUGGAACAUCACUAUAUCAUCCUCCUGGAGGAAAGUCCUCAUGUUCCCAGAAUAAUGCAACAAAUAUUGGAAACAUUAAGGAAACCGAACAUGGACUCAGCAGCUGCCCCACUGGGAGGAUAUGUACUCCUGGCUAUAACACACGGCCGAGAAGUCCAGCUGCUCUUCCCUAUGAGGGCCUUCUAGAUUCACAAAAACACGAAGGCAUUGUAUAUACUAACCCAACGGUAAUAUCUAUUAAUCCACCACAAGCAAAACAGAAAUGUUUGUUUGGGAAAUCUCUUUCGGGUCUUUUAGAAGACAAAACGUUGCUUAAUCCAAAACUUGGCUUCAGCAUAACCGAGUCCUUCCUGCCCCCCACCAGCAGCCCUAGUGAACACCGCCGGGCCGAGCCUGGCAGCGGGCUGACCCGGACUCCCAGCUCCGAGGAGAUCAGCCCUACAAAAUUUCCUGGAUUGUACCGAAUGGAUGAGCCUUUGCCUCCCCAUGACAUCCUCCACGAGCCUCCUGAUAUCGUGUCAGAUGAUGAGAAAGACCAUGGAAAGAAAAAGGGAAAAUUUAAGAAAAAGGAGAAAAGGACUGAAGGCUACGCUGCCUUCCAGGAAGACAGCUCUGGAGAUGAAGCUGAAAGUCCUUCCAAGAUGAAGAGGUCCAAGGGAAUCCAUGUGUUCAAAAAGCCCAGCUUCUCUAAAAAGAAGGAAAAGGAUUUUAAAAUCAAAGAAAAGCCCAAAGAGGAAAAGCCCAAAGAGGAAAAGCACAAAUAGGAAAAGCAUAAAGAAAAGAAAUGUAAAGACUUGACGGCCGCCGAUGUUGUUAAACAGUGGAAGGAGAAGAAGAAAAAGAAGAAGCCAACUCAGGAGUCAGAGGUGCCUCAGACGGACGCCCCGAGUCUCGGACCCAUUUUCGGCGCUCCCUUGGCUGACGCAGUAGAGAGGACCAUGAUGUACGACGGCAUCCGGCUGCCAGCUGUCUUCCGAGAGUGCGUGGACUACAUGGAGCAGCACGGCAUGAAGUGUGAAGGCAUGUACCGAGGGUCAGGAGUCAAAUCAAAGGUAGAUGCAGCCUGUGAUCGAGAGGAGUCUCCAAACCUGGAAGAAUAUGAACCUAACACUGUAGCCAGCUUGCUGAAGCAGUAUUUGCGAGACCUUCCAGAGAAUUUGCUUACCAGAGAGCUUAUGCCCCGAUUUGAAGAGGCUUGUCAGCAGAGGACCACAGAGAUGGAGAAAGUGCAGGAGUUCCAGCGCUUGCUCAGGGAACUGCCGGAGUAUAACCAUCUUCUGCUUUCCUGGCUCAUUGUGCACAUGGACCACAUCAUUGCGAAGGAGAUAGAAACCAAGAUGAACAUCCAGAACAUCUCUCUAGUGCUGAGCCCAACUGUCCAGAUCAGCAACCGGGUCCUGUAUGUGCUUUUCACACACGUGCAAGAGCUCUUUAGCACCGUGGUCCUGAAGCAAGUAACAAGACCUCUGCGUUGGUCCAACACGGCCACAAUGCCUACACUGCCAGAGACCCAAGCAGGCAUCAAGGAAGAGAUCAGGAGACAGGAGUUCCUUUUGAACUGUUUACAUCGAGAUCUGCAGCGCGGGAUAUAGGACUCAUCUAAAGAAGAAAGAUUAUGGGAAGUACAGAGGAUUCUGACUGCCCUCAAGAGAAAGCUGAGGGAAGCUAAAAGACAAGAGUGUGAGACCAAGAUUUCCCAGGAGAUAGCCAGCCUAUUGAAAGAGGAUGUUUCCAAAGAAGAAACGAAGGAAAUUGAGGAGGUCAUAAAUAUCCUCCUUGCCCAGGAGAAUGAGAUCCUGACUGAGCAGGAGGAGCUCCUGGUCAUGGAGCAGUUUCUGCGUAGUCAGAUCGCCUCGGAGAAAGAAGAGGUCCACCGCCUCCGAGCUGAGAUUGCGGAGAUCCAGAGUCACCAGCAUGGCCGCAGCGAGACAGAGGAGCACUCUUCUGACAGCGAAUGCGAGAGCAAGGAUGAGGAGGAGCUGCAGAUCAUUCUAGAAGAAGACUUACAGAGGCAGAAUGAAGAGUUAGAAAUAAAGAACAAUCACUUGAACCAAGCAGUUGGUGAAGAGCGGGAGGCCAUCGUUGAGCUCCGAGUGCAGCUCCGGUUGCUCCAGAUGCAGCGAGCCAAGUCUGAGCAGCAGCUCCAGGAGGAGGAGCCCGAGAGGCAAGGGGACACAGGCCCACUGCCUUGUGAAGGUGUCCUUGAGGUGAUAGCAGCCAAGGAGCAGGUGAAGCCCUCGCCCAGCAAAGACCCGAAGGAGACGCAUCUGAACUGCCCCGGCCUUGUGCAUCAUACUGUAAGCAAGAGUCCACUGCCUGUCCUGCCUGGCAGCGUUCCGUAAAGGCUCUCAGAGAUGCUCACUCUUGCACACGUCUGACUCCGCGUCAGGCUCAGGUCCUGGGAGAGUGAAGGGGUGGACACUCGGUGGUGGGGGGCUUGCAGGGAACACAGGCAUUUCCAGAUAGUGUCAGCUUAUUUGAAAAUUAAUUUUCUUUGAUAAAAAUAACUAUUUUAACCCUUGAGUGGCUUAUUUUUAAACCAAAAAACUUGUUGUUGUUGUUGUUGUUCUUUAAAUCACAGUAGAAUCAGGAUCUCUUUCUUAUCAAAGGGUGGGAACCAAACCAGGUCACUUCUGCGCCUGCCUUGUGGACGCUCGUGGUCUUACCAGCCCUGCAGGGUCCCUGGCCACUCUUGCUUGUGCCUUCCACACCUUUUGGUGCAGAUUGUUCAGUGGGGAUCUGCCUCAUAUUCUCUGACUGGCCAAAAAGGCUCACGCUGGGGUUCCUUGUUCCUGCCCUGUGUGUACCACUUUUCUUUUCCAGCUCCGAGUCUGUCAAUGUGAGUCAGGACGGCCCAGUUUGGUUGCAGAGGGAGGUUACCAUGCAGCCUGCCACCAGCCUGGGCAGGGCAGGCCACCCACUCACUGCCAGGGAGCAGCAAGGGCCUUUUCUCAGAGGUGGUCAGAGAUGACCACCUUGACCCUGAGGUUGCACAGGACACUUCUCACACCAGAGUCCUUUUCCACACUGACCUUCCAGGAAAGUCACCUUCCACAGUGACUUCAGUUGCUAGCUUGGGCUGGGAUACCCACACCUCUGCCAGGAUAAGCCAUGUAGAUGCUCUCAUGCACAACUUUCACCUGUCCAUGUCAUCUCAAGGGGCUGCUUAAGGACUCUGACAGAACUGAGCGGAAGGAAGGAAAGCAUAACUGUAAUUGACUGCACCUGGUGUUUGCCUCUAACCCAAGACAACUGCUCCCAGCGGUCUGGGAGGCCGGACUCUGAGGCAACAGGAUUUCACUGUCAGAUGAGUGGCCCCCAGGGAGGUCCCCUGUGGCUCUGAAGACAAAUGCCACACUCUAAAGUGAGCAACAAAACCACAGGAGGGCUCUGUCUACUCCCCAGUUAGUAUUUAUUUCAGCACCUGUUUUGUGCGAUUUUUCAUUAGCCUCUACCUAUUGCACUGUUGUGACUUGUUGGCCAUUAUUUGAUUUUUGUACAGAAAAAAAAGCUUUGUUAUAGAAAUCAGCAUAUUUUUUUUUUUAAAUCUGGAGAGAAGAUGUUAUGGAGACUGGAAAGGUGGUCAGGUGUCAAAUGAAAAUGUACAAAUGCCUUGCUGCACUCGUCAGAUGUGCGACACUCAUUCUAUAUUUGCUGGCAAUAUCGAAGAAUUCUUUUUGUUUGUGUAAACUCUAAUUUCUAUCAAGGUAUCAUGGGUUUUUAAAAUUUCAUUACAAAUGUCUCAAUGUUGGUUAACUAAUUUUUGCCAGGACCAUUAUUGAUUAAGGAAAUAAAUUCAGCGGCCUUUGAGAAAAAAAAAAAAUGGUGUUCCAUGUUGGAUAUUGCCCUCCCUACAGUAGAUACAUGGAAUUGUUUUCAUUCCCAAUCAAAAACACUAACCAGCAAUUUCCCUUUUCUGAAUAUUCACACUGGUCCCUGAGGGAUAAGAUAGACACCGAACGAUAUAUUAAUUGGAAUGAAGAACGCGUGCUUGUUAUACCAUCCCUGUUUUCUGGAACCAUGGACUCAUGAUCUCUUGAUAAGACACAUGGCAGGUAAAAGUCUGACAAAGAUUAGAAUGUCACAAGAUUCAUCCCAAAGACACAGGUGAGCAGCUUCUGUUGGAAGGUAAAAUAAUCAUAUAACAGAUCGGCUUUAGUUUGGUGUUAUAUAUAUUCCCACUGAUUCACCUCGGGCCGUAUAUUGUAAAGCAAUAGCAGGACAAGUAGUAAUAGUGAUAAAAGUGUGUUUUACAAAAUUCAUGUCUUAAAUAAUACUUACCAAAACUUACCCCUCACAAAUAACAGUUCAAAAUGGCUAGUCCACCACUGACCCACAAUAGGCUGUCAAUGUUUGAUAUUGCCCUCUGUCCAGUAGAUAAACAAAAUUGUUUUUCCUUCUUAAUCAAAAAACAAUCCAGCACUUUAACUUUUGCUGGAUAUUGACAUUCUAAUUCCAUGUCAAGUAGUCAAAAAUUAACCUAAGCUACAUUUAACCUGUCUACCACUCUUAAUUUGCCAGGGAGCUGCAGUGAGUCUAGAGCAAAUAUCAUUGUUUUAUUUCUGUUUGGGCCUUGAUCUGAAUUCACCUCUCAGAAGACUAUGGACCUAUGGCCCAGACAUCAAGAGAAAAGAUAGUGUUCUGCGAUUAACUAUGUUUAGUAACAUUGGGCAAAGAUACCCAAUGAUUCCUCCUUGGCUCUUGAGCUUGCCAAGUGUGUCUGGUUCAAAUUGCCAGAAACUUGGGACCACAUCAUGGGGAGAAAGUUAAGAUCAGUGACUGAAGGUAGCCAUGUGCAUUCAAAGCAAUUUACAGGUAUAAGAGCACCUGGGAUUCUUCCAAUUUUAUGACUUGCUACCUUUAGUACAACAUGAAAGUUAUUUGUGGUAUUUUACGAACAAAGACAGUUUCUGUUCUUUAAACAAACUGAUGCUUACAACUUAAUUUAUAUUGUUGAAUAUUUACCAAUUUUAAGAAAAAGGUAUGAAACUGAGACGUUCUCAUGUGGAAAACAUAUAAGAAACUUCAUCACUAUUCCAGGUGGUCUGUAAGCAGAGGUCUACAUGUAUAUUACAACUUUACUCUGUGUGUACUCUACACAUUCACCAAAUUAUACAAUUAGGAUCAAGUAAUUUCUGGUGCUGCCAUUUUUUGACAGUUGCCUAUUUCCAAGAAGAGGACUAUGGUCUUUGUUUCUUUGUUUUGUUCAUUUAUUUUAUUAGUUACUAUCAUCAUCAUCAUCAUUAUUAUAAUCAUUAUUAUUAUUUUACAUUUAUUUAUUUGUUAAUUUUAUGUCUCCUAUGCUGACACACACCCCCAUUCUCUCUUCACAAAGCCUUUUUCCUUCUCUGAGCCAGUUACGGGCCCCUGGUUUAUCCUACUACCCUGGCACCUCACUCUGUUCAGGGUUAGACCAUCUUCUCCCCUAAGGCCAGUUGGGGAGGGGUUUCAAGUCAAGAGCUUGCAGAUAGCUCUGCUCCACAUGUUGGGGGACGCACAUGGAGACCAAGCUUUACGUUUGCUAUAAAUGUGCAGUAGGUCAUGGUACAGCUUCUGUAGGCUUUUUAGAUGGUAAUUCAGCUUUUGGUAGCUCCUAGUGGUCCUGUGUAGUUGAUUCUGUAGCUCUUCCUAUGGAGUUCCUAUCUCCUUUAGGGUGUGGAAUCCUUCCCCCAUUUCUUCCGUACAAGUCCCUGAUUGAUCCAUAAAAUCCAAUGAUUGGCUAUGGCUCUUCAAUCCUAUUCCAGUCAGCUGCUGGAUGGAGCCUCUCAGAGAGCACUUAUGAUAGGCUCCUGUCUGGAUAUUCCAUGUAGGAGCUGGUUUCCUUUAGGCAAAGAGAGCUUUGAGCUGGGAAGUGGAGUGGAGAUCUAUGAUUGCAAGGAGUGGUGUAGUCUAGAAGCCAGGAGAGGCAAUUUGAACAGACGGUAGGUUUACUUCACUGCUAUAGCAACUAGGACUCUGCUUCAUUGAUUCUAGUCUUAGGGAAGAAAAAAAUAAGAUCCUGCAUAUAGGUUCCACUUUUGAGCCAAGAUUCUGGAGCCAUGGCAGUUUGGGAAUCUUUUAGGGAAGUGCACUCUCAACCAAUGAUUCUCAGCCUCCCUAAUCCUGUAACACUAAUAUUUUUCUCAUGGCUUUGUGAAUCUUAACCAUUACUUCUUUUUGCUUCUCUUCAUACUUCAAAUUUUGCUCCUGAUGUGAUUAUAAAGAAAAAUGGAUAGAAUAUCUGAUAUGGAAAAUAUAUUUGACCCUGUAAUGAUUAUGACCCACAAGUUGAGAAUCACUGGUCUAAAUUGCUAAUUUUAAACAAAAAUGUUUUUCAAGUACUUUCUACAAUGUACAUUGACCAUUACUUUUUUUAUUUUCAAUAAAAAAAUGAUUUUAUUGUUAA